AUGUCAAGUUUUUCUCGAUCUGCCCAGCAAUGGGCCACCUUUGCUCGCUCGUGGUUCCUGAUUGAUGCCCGAAUGCAGCCACCUGGGAAAAUAGCAACCAUGUGCUCUGUCAGGCUGCAAGGGAAGCACAAACCUAUUUAUCACGCACUCAGUGACUGUGGUGACCAUGUAGUUGUAAUAAACAGCAAACACAUUGCCUUCUCUGGAAAUAAAUGGGAGCAGAAAGUUUACUCAUCACAUACAGGAUAUCCUGGGGGCUUCAAACAGGUCACUGCUGCACAGCUCCACCAGAAAGACCCCAAAGCUAUCGUGAAGUUAGCUGUGUAUGGUAUGUUGCCUAAGAAUCUGCACAGACGUACCAUGAUGCAGCGCUUGCACAUCUUUCCUGAAAAUGAGCUGCCUGAAGACAUCCGGGCCAAUCUGACAGAGGAGCUGCCUCAGCCCAGGGAAAUUCCCAGGAAGCUCAGCGAGUACACGCAGGAGGAGAUCGAUGCCUUCCCCAGACUCUGGACGCCACCUGAAGACUUCAAGAUGGAGUGA
This is a messenger RNA of Nerophis lumbriciformis (worm pipefish), 540 nucleotides long. The record is from RefSeq and is a predicted model, not a curated record. NCBI's taxonomy places the organism in Eukaryota, Metazoa, Chordata, Actinopteri, Syngnathiformes, Syngnathidae.